CUGUGGCACCCGCUGCUGGGAGGCACGGCGGAGAUAGCUGCAACUGAUGCAGUGAUGCGCAGUAGGAGGAUGCUUUUAAUCCCUCAGUUUUUAAUUUUUCACAAUUUUUUUCCCAGCUCAGUUAAAUUUCAGCUCUUAGAUAUUAUACAUGUGUUUUAAAAUUCAAUUUAACUAUUCAGUUGAGAAGGAGGGCGCUCUUUCAACCCUGGAACUGAAUCUUUCCACUUUUCCACUCCCAGUGGAACAUUUCAAGGACCUCAUAGACUGACGCACUGACUUAUUUGGGAGGGUUUCCGGGAUCAAAGGAUUUACAAUAUCGUUUCACAAUUAAUCAAGACGACGAAAAGAACAUGAUACAAUGCUGACAAAUCACGGAGGAAGUCACCCAUCUCGCAACAAGUAUCGUUAUGGAAAGAAUAAUCGAAACACACGGACAGUUUUGGUUAGGUUUCAAUUCCUGAGAAUGACCCGCCCAGCUGAAGUCUUCUUCCUCAGUCUUCUCUCAUCUGUAUCCUCCGCAAACAAGGAGGAGAAGCCUCUUUGUUUUAUUGCUCUCCAAAACCGCUACAUUAACCUGGCUACGGAGCUCAACUUUAAACCGAGAGGACUGAAGAGCGGACUGAAUGAAAUGUGAGUGAGCUUUGCAUUACCAAUAUGUGUGAAAAGUUGACCAGCCAUCAUUGAUGAUCAGGAAAAAUUAAGCAUCACUAAUCUAUAUUUGUGAAAGAGGAAGCAGUACUGUCAUGGCAGAUCAAGGUGAAAUGAAGUGCCAGGAGGAUGAUCUGUCAUCAGACAUACAAGAUUGGAGUAAACAUCAAGUGAGGCAAUGGGUUCUCCAAUUGGAUCGCGUGGAUGACAAAGUUGCUGAAAUAUUGUUUAAUGAAGACAUCAAUGGUGAAAGUCUUCUGCUUUUAGAUACAACUGACUUAACCAAAAUUGGUGUGACUUUUGGACCGGCUAAACUUCUCAUUCAUGCCAGAGAUGAAGUUGUGAAAUUUAAAAAAGAAGAGCCAGUAGGUUCUAGAAACCAGCCUGGGAAACCGUGCAAGCCGUAUCCAUUUUGUAGAUACCACGAUACAUUCAGAUACACGGAAAGCAGCAUUCUUGAUGUUACAGAAUCAGGUGCCUCAGAUUUGAUUGAACCCUGCCAUGAGUACAAAGCUUUCACCAGCACAACAGAAGAAACUAAAAUGAAGAAGUUCACAUCUGAGGUCAUUCGCUUUGCAGCUGCCUGCAUGAACAGCCGCACCAACGGCACCAUACAUUUUGGAAUAGGAGACAAACCAGAGUUCACCCACGGUCAAGUGUUGGGAGUGGUUGUUGAGGACACAGAGGCUUUUGGAAAUGAACUAAAAUCUGCCAUUGAUAGGUAUUUUGAAUAUAAACAUAAACAAGCUGCUCAGACAUGCAUCAAACCUCCACGAUUUGUUGGAGUUCUCAACAAGAACAUGACAUCAUCUGACAAAUGUGUCAUAGAAGUCGACGUUGUUCCAGAGACUACGAUCUGUGAAGAAAACGGCUACCACACAAACACCAAAAAAAAGGGCAAGAAAAAAGGCAAAAUGAAAGAAACUGAAUCAGAACCAUCAAAAUGUUUCUUUAUCCGUGAUGGUGGUAGCAGCAGAGAUCUUCUUGCGCAACCAAACAAGCGAGAGUACGAGCAGUUUCUAGAAAGUAUGGCUCAGCGAUUAGAACUCCGGAAAAAGGCAGAAGAGAAGCACCUCAGUGUGAUAAAAAACAGCACUCAGGGCUCUAAACUCAGUCACAUGAUCACUGGUGGCUCUCUGUCUUUAGAUAAAUCAAAUGUUGAGCAGUAUGUGAUAAUAACUAACAAAUCACACCCAAGCCAGUUAGAUUAUCUAAAAUUUCUUGUAGAUCUGAACCCAACAGCGGUGUUGGACUUUGAUCCAGAAUCAGCUAAACAGGGAUUAGAGCAAUAUUUUGACCAGCAGAGCCCAGUAAAUAUUCAUUCACCGGCACGAUAUAAAAUCACAGAAGGAGUUGAAGACAUUGCGAACAAGUUGAAAUUAACUCAAAACACCAGCUGGGUGUUCUGCAAUGGAGGCAUUGAGCAUGAGUCACCCUCAGACAUUGACCAGUGGUUAAUGGAUAAGGGAGCCUCCGUCAGAGAUGUGAUUUCCUUCUUGUGUCGCAAAGAUGUCCUUCCAAACAAGAGGUUCCUCGUCAUUUUUUUAAUUUUGUCAAGAGUAAGUGAGAAGAUGGACCCCCUUGUGGAGACUUUCAGUACAUUCUGGCAGGAACUCAGAGGCACAGAUCAGAUCCUUUGCAUAUGUGACAAUGACAAAGCAUUCAACUCCUGGAGAGACUUAAUUGAGGCUCGAUGUGGAAUCGACAUCUCAGGUAGAUGCAUACACGAUCUCAGCUUUGCAGAAGUCAAUGGCACUAUCCUUAGCCUUUGGUCAGAGAAUCGCAGAUCCAGUCGUUUCCUACCAUGUGGUGGAGGAAGCAAAGUGCUAUUUGAGAAGAAAGUGGAGCGAAGUCUGAGUACCUUAGAUGUCCUUUGCGUGAACCAAUGUGAAGGAGGAAAUGAGGAAAAAAAUGUGAUAGAGGAGAACUUCUACAAGGGUGGAAAGGUGACGUGGUGGAAUUUUUAUUUCUCGGAGCAGCCCGGAUCCACACAGUUUAUCAAACGAGACCACUUUGACUACAUCAAGGAUACAAUCAUACCUGAUUUAUCCUCUCUGAGAAAAGCCUGUGUGUUGUUUAACCUCAUGCAUGUACCUGGAUGUGGUGGGACAACUUUGGCCAUGCACAUAUUGUGGUCUCUCCGGAACAUAUUUCGUUGUGCUGUCCUCAGGAACAACAAUGCUGACUUUGCUGAAGUAGCCAGUCAGGUGACCAAACUUCUCAUGUAUGACCAUCAGGAGCAGUUACCAAGUGUCCCUGUUUUGCUGAUGAUAGAUGACUUUGAUGAUAUGGAAAAAGUAUUUGACUUGCAGCAGCUCAUUGAAAAAGAAUGUGAAGAGAAAAAAAUUCAGUCUAAGUCUGCGCAGGUGGUUGUCUUGAACUGCAUGAGAUCAGAGUCUUCUGAAACGACUGGGCAAACUGCAGAUACUGUAUUCAUUGGAAAUAAUCUCUCUGAGAGGGAACAGAAACAGUUUGAGGAAAAACUAGUCGAAAUAGAGAAAACUUACAAAAACACUGAAACAUUCUAUGGUUUCAUGAUCAUGAAGAAGAACUUUAAGUCAGAAUACAUUGAGAGUGUGGUCCGCAACACACUGAAGAGCUUCAAUAUGAAUCAGAAAAAUGCCCAGCUUCUUGCAGUUUUAGUUCUGUUGGAUGUUUACUGCCGCGGGGCCUCUCUAUCAGUCUCUCUGUGUGAGGAAUUCCUUGACCUUCAACCAAAACCGUUUUGUGGAUCCAACAAAGUUGAAUGUGGUUUUGGAAAAUUUUCUACUUUUAUAACCAGCUGUUCAGUCCAGGGUAAGGUAGUCUUCAGAGCUGUGAAAAUGAUUCACUCAAGAAUUGCAAAGCAGUGUUUGUUGGAACUUAAAGCAACACACAAUGUGAAAAAAGUUGAAAUUGCUGACCUUCUGCUGAACACAGACACGUUUUAUGAAAGCACACAAGGCAAAAGCAAGCUCCUGCAAGAUGUUCACCACAUUUUGGUCAAGCGAUAUCAUGAAUUAGAGGAAUCACAGUUCUCUCCACUCAUUCAGGACAUUGCACAUGAAACACCUGGACUGGAAGAGAUGGUGUUAAAAAAUGCCUCAAAGAGAUAUGAGAAAGAUCCCAUUGUCUCCCAGUUACUCGCCCGGUACUAUUACCUAAGAAAGAAAGAUUUUGUAGAGGCAAAAUUUUGGGCAAAAAAAGCAAAAGAUCUUUACAAAGACAACUCCUAUAUUGCAGAUACAUCAGCACAAGUGAUCAAGCAUGAGCUCAAGAAUGCCAUUGCAGACUGCAAGGAAGAACCCAUCCGUCCAGAGAAACUGAAAACACUUCUGAAACUGGCUCAGUCAGCAUUGGAAGCAUUCCAGGAAACACAGAACCUUGCAAAGAAGGAGUCACUCCAACGACUACAAAUCAAAACAGACAACUGUACUUUCAACACCUCUGGCUGCCUGGGAGAAAUUCAGGUUGGUGUGCUUGUCACUGAUGUGCUGGCAAAGACCUCUGUGUUCUCUCCUGAUGGUCUUCGUCAUGACAUAAUGAGCCAGGUUCUUUCUGGAGAUCUUAAACUUUACGACCUAGAAAGUAAGGAUCGUUGGCACACCAAAAACAAACCCUACUAUGUCAUUCUGAAACAGUUUGAGGAUGUACUUUACAACCUCAAAUACAGGAUGAAGAAGAACAUAGACUUCCUUGACAAUUUUUAUGUAAAUCUGGGCUCCAGAUUUGGAAUGAAAGAUAGCCGUGAGCAAAUGUCCCAAAAUGAGCUUUUCAGAUGUUUCAGAAAUUAUGCAAAGGUUUUCUGUAAGACAGAUUCUGCAUCUCUUUUGAAGAAUAAAACCUUGCACACUAUGUUGGAACUACACCAGACGAGACAGUUCCUGGAAGAGGAAAAGGCUGACACCUAUUCUGGGAUUCUGAGCUGUCUCUCAAAUGAAACCUCAACUGCAAAGUUGGAAAAGAUUGCUAGACAGUAUCUCUUUAUUUGGCAGUGUAACCCAACUCCAAAGGAGAAAGUGAACUUUAUCUAUGUCAAUGUUGUGUUGAGUCGUCUUAAACUGGGAUCACAUGUGUUACAGCCAUAUGAAACCAUGGUAAAUCUUCUCCCCCAAGUUCUUUGUGGGCAAAUCCCACUGAGUGAGAGUUUGCCGCUCUACUUCAUUGCAGUUCUGCUGUUAUGGCCAGAGCCAAACCGUCCGGUAUACAGAGAACUUGGAAGGUACAUCUCACAGAUGAAAACCUCUUAUCAUGCAGAGAUGAAGGAAGUGUACAAUGGCAAGAGUCCCGUUAUUCAUUUCCUCCUGGGAAAGAAGCCUGGUUAUGAACGACUGGUCCACAUUGGAGAGAUCAAAAAGUGCAUCGUGGAUGGGCAACAGCAGUUUGCCUCCAUGUGGGGAAGUGGCACAAUAUGGAAGGAGAAGAAGGUGGAGGAGCUCCUUUAUAGGGUCACAGGGGAGGUGCAUAGUGAUUGCAUAAUGGCAGAUACUGGUCUUCCAGUCACCCCAAUGUAUCGGAGCCAGAUUAGUGGGCAUGCAGAGGGGUCAAAAGUGUCAUUCUUCAUAGGUUUCUCCAUGAGAGGACCUGUUGCAUUUGACAUUGGACAAAAAUGAUUAUGCAUGGUCAUGACAGAGAUGAGACAUGCUAGCUUUUUCUGGCAGAGUUUGCACUGGACAUCUGCAUAAUUGUCGUCUUUGGCUUAUAUGUGAUUAUGUUUUCCUGUGUACUUUACAUAAAUGAUGUUUGUAUUUUUGUUAUUGUUGCAAGGGGUGGGGGCAUUUGUCAUACAAAACCUUUGAGCAAUGUCUUAACAACAUUUACACUGUAGCUCACAAGUCACUGCAAAUGUUAGUCUUUUUUAAUAACUGAUAUGUGAUAUUUGAAAAUGAAUGUAACUGUUACUGGUUGGCGCGUUUUAGGUUAUAUGACUGAAAGUGAUAUAUGAUGGAUUUAAUAGUAUAGUUAAAUCAUUUUUAUAGUACAUUUAUAUUUGAUUUGUGUACUUUUGUACUACUAAUUUUUUGCAUAAUGAUUAUUUGAUUAAUACAACUAAGUUGUAUAUGAAGUUGUCUAACGUUUAAAAUUCCAACACUUGACGUUUUAUCAUAUUGUCUUAUAUUACUUUUGCAGUUUUUGCAACAUGAUUUGUUUUUUGGUUUCCAUGUAAAAUCUAGCACUGAAUUUUGCAAUACCUUUUCUACCUAAUAAAGAUGUACUGCAACAUUACUAUGUAAGGGUUACUUUAAAAUGCACUGCACAUGCACUCUAAUAGUUAUAUGUAGACUCCAGAAAUGAAGAAGUGCAUAACUAUGUUCGAAUUAGGGGGGAAAUGAAAUUGAAUUGAUCAGUUUAGGUCAUAUGCAAAAGCUCUAAGAAGCAUUUGCAUUAUAUAACCCUGUGACUGCUCCUCAUACAGCCUAAAGUGUGAGGUGCUUUAUGCUUUUUUUGGAUGACAGACCAAAAAGGAAGAAAUGGUAUUUAUGAAACAUUAAACAAUGCAGGAUAUAUAGUUAAAAAUGGAUAACUACAGUUUAUUGUCAUGCAAACAAUAAAAUGCAUAUAUUCAGGCAGCUAAUAUGUUAAAAAGUGAAUGGUUAACAGGGCAGUGCUGCCCUCUUUUAUCUUCCCAUCUACUUCCCCCUUGCCCUGCACAGGCUUGUGAACACACGGGCUCCACAUGGUGUUACCUAUCAUUAUACCUGUGGGUCAGGAUGAUAGGUAUGGAGUCUCGCUGAAUGUGGGUGCUACUUUCUGGGCUUUGUGAGUAUAAGUUCAUGGCCCCCAGAGACACAUCUAGUCUCUCUCACACUCAUGGCUAAGCAGCAGGUGGCUCACCAUGUGACACACAUCAAUAAGAGAUUACAUUUCUAAAUCUGACACAAGAUAGUGAACAUCACCACUGCAUUUCUUCUGUGAAGGCCUUUAAUGCAUCUUCGAUUUUGGAUGAUAUUAACCUGCAAUGGAAAACAGUUUAAUUUGCUAAAAGGGCAUUUUAAUAUUAAUAGGUACAAUGUUAGUACGCUAACAUUCAGUGUAUGUUUGUCUACAAACUACAUAAGUAGUUAAGUACACUAAUAUAGAGAGGUAGAGCUUUUGCAGAAUUUAACUAAAACGUACCACCAGGGGGCAGCAACUCAUUUGUUUUAUUAGGAAAAGCCAACAGUGUGAGAGAGAAGUAAUUCUGAAUUACAAGCUGAACAGUGUCUGCAGCUGAAAUCAUUUUGUAGCUUUUAUAAUGGUAUUUUGGGUUUUAGUUGAAAAUCUCUGUGGCUUUCCCCCUCCAUACUGUAUGCUGACAGUAAAAACAGACAUUAAAGUGGUUUUAAAAAAGUCCAGUUGAUCAAAUUGUCUGAGCUCGCAGGUGAUUUAAUUAAAAUCCUGAUAUUAAUUGUCCAUACUCUAAUAAGAUGCCUGUUCAAAUUAAAUCCACCAAUCAGAAACAGGCCUGAGAUGUAAUCUGCUAAUCCAAAUGAUCCAGUCGAACUGAUUUAAAAUCACGAACUGAAAAUAAUUGCCCACAUUUGAAUCAGCUGUCAGUUGCCACGGUGAUAUCAUCUCUCAUCACUCACUGUCACUCUAUAUCCCUGUUAAAUUUGCCCCGGCGCACCUCUUGAUAAACUGUUUCUAAAUCUGAGCCCGUAACUCAUUUUUAAAUGGUUUUUGAACCAUAAGAAUCCCAAGGACUUCCUUUACACGUUAAUGGUUUCAAAAAUAUGGUCAUGGUAAGAAAAUUUCAAAAAAGGGGGCUGCCCUGCCUUUACUGGACAAUCAGUGUAAAUAUAAUAGAUCUCUAUGCAGCAGCUAGGUGGGAUACCUGUCACUUGGAUGGCUCCAGAGCAAAAAGUGUGAGAAUGCUGGCUUAAAGAGGAUAAUUGCUAACAUUUUUUUCUAUAUUCUGAUGGGUGAUUGAUGGCUUUUGAGUGAAAACUGUGAAUUUGGUGUGAAUUUGUUUGAGUAAAAAAAACCCUCUCCUUCGCCCACUCACUGUUAGUUUGUCCCUCCACUCAGCACAGAGCUGCAACAUAAGCUCAGAAAUGGACUUAAAAAACCCCACAAAACUAAAAUACAACUGAACAGAAAAAAUAGUUUAAUAUCUUGGAUCUGGCUUAAGAUUUGAUUGGUGUCUCUGCAACUGCUAAAGUUAAAGCUCAAAUUAAGCAAGAUUCAAAACUGAUUUGAACAGUCGAUCUGCUCGCACCCUAGAGGUAUAUAAACUAGUUAAAUAUACAAAAACAUAAACAAAAAGAAAAAUUAGGCUGUCACGCCAGUAAACGUGUUUGUAGUUCAACCUUUAUCGUUUGUUUUUUUAACUUAAAUUUUAAUACAAUUCAAGUAGAAUUUAUAAAUGAACUUCACCAUAACGCCAAUGCAUUAUAUUAAUACUUUAGACAGAGUACCCACUGUUUCUUUAUGCACAGAUGGCUUAUUCUUCCUGAUUUCUUCUGUUUUUCUAACAUGAGUCAGAUGAUAUCUCCAAGUAUAAGUACCCCUGCACCACAUGGCUGAAAGCAAUCUUUAGAAGGUCACUUCUGGGGGUCAGAAGGUCAUCAUUCUGGCAAUAAGUAUAGCCUUUCUCUAACAUAUUAUGGAGCAAGUUAGAUGUGUGAGCUAUCUAUAGACGUAGAUUCAGAAGAACACAUGCUGUAAAUCUUUUAGCAGCUUCACUUGGACGUAGCUUGGCAACCUGAGAUGUCACAUUUAGAUGAGUCAUGUCACUGUAAUUCGUUGACAUUCAUACCAAAGUGAAACUUUAGGCAUACGGGAGGUGAAAAGGUCAAAGUGGCUAUGUGAGUGAAACCCGAUGCUCCUGCCAGAGAAAGGAGUUUCUGCUGCUUCACACAAUGUGAAUUAGAGAACUAAAAGUGAAGAACACAUUUUAAAAUACUUUGAAGUUAAUUUAGCCAGACGCUCAUAUCAUAAUAAUAUCAUAAUACUACAUAACACUGUAAUAUUAUGGUUGCUAGUACACAUAAUCCACUAUCCAAAUAUUGCCUGUAUCAUCCAAAACUAGUAAUUCCUAAGACCUGCAGCAGAGUUUGAUGAGUGAAAUUGUGAAACACUUUACUUAUAUCAUCACAGUACAGUCAAAGGUAAAACAAAGCCAAUGCGGCACCUGCAACGCUGACACAACCUCACCAACCAGUGAUAUCAUACCAUUUAUAAAAUGCAUUAAAAGGUUCAUCUUAUGACUAUCAGAAAACGAUACACUACCAUGUUUUAUUCAUUAAAAAAAGUCAUUAUUAUAAAUGGUCAUGUACACAGGAUUUACAUUUAAACGGUACUAUUUACAAUUACCCUCUGUAAAUUUUAAGACUAAUUAUCAUCACUGGAGGCAGUGUUUUACAAGCGUGUGAGUUGAAAUGUUGCCAAACCUGUUCUGCUGUUCUUUAAACCUUUGAUAAUUCUCUCUAGCCAUACCUAUGUUCCAUCCAUCAGCUUCCACUUGAUGUCCUUUUUCAGGGUUGCCUAUCCCAGCUGUCUUAAGGCGAGAGGCAGG
Haplochromis burtoni (Burton's mouthbrooder) is the source of this 9124-nucleotide messenger RNA. RefSeq names its product sterile alpha motif domain-containing protein 9. The record is from RefSeq and is a predicted model, not a curated record. Lineage: Eukaryota; Metazoa; Chordata; Actinopteri; Cichliformes; Cichlidae. Bases 744 to 5240 code for a protein of 1498 amino acids. Gene Ontology annotation, molecular function: protein binding. The transcript has 4 exons. Gene Ontology annotation, cellular component: cytoplasm.